Parastagonospora nodorum SN15 is the source of this 4473-nucleotide messenger RNA. RefSeq lists its product as hypothetical. Gene Ontology annotation, molecular function: FAD binding; iron ion binding; 2 iron, 2 sulfur cluster binding. The record is from RefSeq and is a predicted model, not a curated record. Bases 1 to 4473 code for a protein of 1490 amino acids. The transcript is spliced from 2 exons. Lineage: Eukaryota; Fungi; Ascomycota; Dothideomycetes; Pleosporales; Phaeosphaeriaceae.
AUGGCGUUGCCCGUUCCUCCCACCUCGGCAGCGGCGGACCCACCGCGGGCGUAUUCCGCUGUUGACGCGCUCACACCUCUCAUCACGUCGACAUACACAUCGCCCGAUAUCACUUGUUACAUCAAUGGCAAGAAAAUUAUCAUCAGUAAUCCGAAUCCGCAUUGGACGCUGCUCGAUUACAUCCGCGCGCAACCGAAUCUUAAGGGAACGAAGUUGGGAUGUGGCGAAGGAGGAUGCGGUGCUUGCACUGUUGUGCUGCAGGUGGCAGACAAGCAGUCUAAGAAGAGGAGGAUAAAGCAUCUCUCCGUGAAUGCCUGUCUGUUUCCACUGGUCGGUGUUGACGGCAAACAUGUCAUCACAGUUGAGGGCAUCGGGAACGUCAACCGACCACAUCCUCUGCAGGAGCGGAUAGCCAAACUCCAUGGGAGUCAAUGUGGCUUCUGUACGCCUGGCAUUGUUAUGUCUUUAUACGCUGUCGUGAGGAAUGCGUAUAAUCCGGAGACACAAAAGUUUCAUCUCAGUGCACGCGAGAUCGAAAUGGAAGGACAUCUGGAUGGCAAUCUCUGUAGAUGCACAGGAUAUAAACCGAUUCUAAACGCCGCAAAGACCUUCGUCACGGAAGACUUGAAGGGCCAGCUUGCAGAAGAGGAUGGCGCGACUACUGUGGAUGCAGAAAGUUUCGAGAAAGAUGUCAUCGAUAUGACUAGGAAUGGUUGCGCAGGUCCUUCAAAGGUAUCUUGCGGACGUCCUGGAGGCUGCUGUCGAGAUACACCAUCGGACAGCAGUUCGAACGAAAGUAAGUCGGAUGCGUCAUCGCCACCAACCGAGCCAAUUUCAAGCUCCGACGACGAACGCAUACCCGCGAUCGUUGUUGCGAAGAAUGAGCCAUCCCAGGAUCCAGCGUUAAGUGGAGCCGAGUAUGCGAAACCACUGAAGAGCAAGGAGAGCAAAAGCGCAGCGGUAGAAUCCAAGACAUCUACAUCAUUACUAGAAGCACCCGCUGAGAGCUCAAUGAAAGGUGUGCCAAAGAUUGAGUUCAAGGAAUACGUGCCAGACACCGAGCUCAUUUUCCCUUCGGCACUUUGGAAGUACGAGUCACGACCACUCUGUUAUGGUAACGACAAGAAGAUUUGGUUCCGCCCUACAAAGCUUGAGCAGCUGGUUGAGUUGAAGGACGCCUACCCGUCAGCGAAGCUCGUUGGUGGUGCUAGUGAAGUACAGGUAGAGGUUCGCUUCAAAAACUCGGACUUUGCAGUCUCCGUCUAUGUAUCGGACAUUCCAGAAUUAAGACAUACCAAACUACCCGCUGACGCCGAGCUGGAAAACGCAAAGGAACUGGUUCUUGCAGCCAAUACACCACUUACAGAGUUGGAGGAAAUCUGUAAGACUGUGUACGCGAAAUUGGGCAAGCGUGCCAUGGUUCUCGAAGCCCUGCGAAAGCAACUGCGAUACUUCGCUGGCCGUCAGAUUCGUAACGUCGCCUCUCUCGCUGGGAACAUCGCCACAGCAUCCCCAAUUUCCGAUGCAAAUCCUGUCCUCCUGGCGGCUGGUGCAACACUCGAAGCCGUCAAUAAAAAUGGUGGCACUGUCGAUCUUCCCAUGUCAAAGUUUUUCGUGGCAUACCGAACAACAUCACUACCACCAGAUGCUGCGCUGUACCGGAUACGGAUACCGCUCGCGCAGAAAGAUUGUCGAGAAGUGCUGAAGGCCUACAAGCAGGCGAAGAGGAAAGAUGACGACAUUGCGAUUGUCACAUCUGCAUUCCGCGUGCGCCUAGAUCAAGAAGGUCUUGUCGAAGAUGUUAGUAUCGUGUACGGUGGCAUGGCUCCGACUACCAAGGAGUCAAUCAAGACACAGAGUGCUCUACUCGGCAAGCGGUGGUUCCACUCUGAGACAUUGGAAGCAGCCUUGUCAGCACUGCUCGAGGACUACGAUCUGCCGUAUGGCGUUCCUGGUGGCAUGGCAGACUACCGCAAGACGCUCACACUCUCGCUCUUCUUCCGCUUCUGGCACGAAUCAGCAGCCGAGCUCUGUCUUGGAAACGUGGAUGAGCAGGUGGUAGAUGAGAUACAUCGAGGCUUGUCAAGCGGCAUGCGCGAUGACUACAACCCAUACGAACAACGCGUUGUUGGCAAGCAAGUCGCGCAUCUGUCUGCUCUCAAGCAAUGUACAGGUGAAGCAGAGUAUGUUGAUGACAUGCCGCGUAUGGAUCGUGAGCUCUUCGGUGGACUUGUCAUGUCUAGCAAAGCUCACGCAAAGAUCAUUAGCGUUGAUUGGGAGCCUGCUUUGGAGAUGCCGGGUGUUGUGGGAUAUAUUGAUAAGAACAGCAUCGGCGCCGACGUCAAUAUAUGGGGCUCAAUUAAGAAGGAUGAACCAUUCUUCGCGGAAGACAAAGUGCUUUGCCACGGUAUGGUCAUUGGCAUGGUUUACGCUGAAACUGCGCUCGAAGCGCAGGCUGCUGCAAAAGCUGUGAAGGUGGAGUACGAAGUCUUGCCACCCAUCCUUACGAUCGACGAGGCCGUUGCUGCGGACAGCUUCUUCCAACAUGGAAAGUUCUUGCGAAAGGGUCUUGCUAUUGAUGAUAAGAUGGAGGAAGCGUUUGCCAAGUGUGACCGAAUAUUUGAGGGUGUUUCCAGAUUAGGUGGACAGGAGCACUUCUAUCUUGAGACGAACGCUGCACUAUCAAUACCUUCUACCGAAGAUGGCGCCAUGGAAGUAUGGUCUUCGACACAGAAUACUAUGGAAACACAAGAAUUCGUAAGUGCGGUCUUAGGUGUGCCCAGCAACCGCAUCAAUGCACGGGUAAAGCGUAUGGGAGGCGGCUUCGGUGGCAAAGAGUCUCGCAGUGUACCUUUCGCAGUUUACACUGCCCUUGCUGCACGAAAAGAGAAGAGACCAGUCCGAUUGAUGCUCAAUCGCGAUGAAGACAUGCUCCUCAGUGGCCAACGGCAUCCAUUCCAGGCACGAUGGAAGGUCGGUGUCACUAAAGAGGGCAAGCUAUUGGCGCUUGAGGCAGAUGUAUACAACAAUGGCGGCUUCUCACAAGAUAUGAGUGGCGCAGUCAUGGAUCGCUGCCUUACCCACCUCGAUAACUCAUAUGAAUGUCCUAACACGUUCCUUAAGGGAUAUGUCUGUAGAACAAAUACUCACAGCAACACCGCAUAUCGUGGCUUCGGAGCACCACAGGGAAUGUACUUCUCCGAAACCAUCAUGUACAACAUUGCAGAAGGACUCGGCAUCGACGUUGAUGAGCUCCGCCAACGCAAUCUCUACAAGCCUGGCGAACACACUCCAUUCUUCCAGAAGAUCGACGAGGACUGGCAUGUACCAAUGCUUCUGCAUCAACUCGCUAAAUCAUCGGAGUACGAGAAGAGAAAAGCCACAAUCAAAGAGUUCAAUGCGAAGAACCGGUGGAAGAAGCGAGGCACUUGUCUCAUCCCAUGCAAAUUCGGUCUAAGCUUUGCGACAGCAUUACAUCUAAACCAAGCUGGAGCUUACGUCAAGAUCUACCACGAUGGUAGCGUGCUACUCCACCACGGAGGCACUGAGAUGGGUCAAGGAUUGUACACUAAAAUGUGUCAAAUCGCCGCACAAGAACUCGGCACACCGCUCGACGCGAUAUACACGCAGGAUAGCCAGACUUAUCAAAUCGCCAACGCGUCGCCUACUGCCGCAUCUUCAGGCUCUGAUCUCAACGGCAUGGCAGUCAAGAAUGCUUGUGACCAGAUCAAUGAACGCCUAGCGCCUUAUCGCGAGAAGCUGGGUAAAGAUGCACCGUUGAAAGCGCUCGCUCACGCCGCUUACCUCGACCGCGUCAACCUCGCCGCCAACGGAUUUUGGAAAAUGCCUAAAGUCGGAUAUACAUGGGGUGACACAAACUGGGAGACCGUGAAGCCAAUGUACUACUACUGGACGCAGGGCGCUGCUACUUCUGAAGUCGAAGUCGACCUUCUCACCGGCGAUCAUACUGUCUUACGCUCUGAUAUCAUGAUGGACGUCGGCAACUCCAUCAACCCCGCCAUCGACUACGGCCAAAUCGAAGGCGCCUUCAUCCAAGGCCAAGGCCUCUUCACCCUCGAAGAAACCCUCUGGACGCGCGACGGCCAGCUCUUCACACGCGGACCCGGAACUUACAAAAUCCCCGGCUUCUCCGACAUCCCGCAGAUCUUCAACGCGACAUUACUUCGACAAGACAACGAUGGCAACCCGCUGAGUUGGAACCAUCUUAGGAGUGUGCAGAGUAGCAAAGGAAUUGGUGAACCACCGCUGUUCUUGGGCUCGACGGUUUUCUUCGCGCUGAGAGAGGCGUUGAGGGCGGCGAGGGAGAUGAAUGGGAAGGGAGGAAAGGGUUUCGUAUUGGAUAGCCCGGCGACGGCGGAGAGAUUAAGACUGGCGGUUGGAGAUGAUUUGGUGGAGAGGGCGAGGACGAAGAGGAAAGAGGGGGAGACAAACUUCUUGGUCGCUGUUGCAUAA